AGGUAGAGUCGUGUCUUGAGGGACACCUGUUACAGUUAGAGAGAGUUUGGUUUUUUUUUUUUUUUUUUUUUGCGAUGGAGACGCUUCUAAUUUCCGCAGAGAGCUUCGAGGUAGGGUUCAUCGGAGCUGGAAAGAUGGCGGAGAGUAUAGCCAGAGGCGUCGUUGCCUCCGGGAUGCGUCCUCCGAAUCGUAACUCCACUGCAGUUUACUCGAAUCUGAAUCGCCGUCAAGUCUUCGAGUCCUUUGGCGUCAAUGUCUUCUCCAGUAGCGAAGAAGUUAUUAAAGAAAGCGAUGUUGUGAUCUUCUCUGUGAAACCUCAAGUUGGAAUGGUCUGGUCAAGAUCGGUUCGUAAGGGUGAUGCCUAAUACACCAGCUGCAGUUGGUGAGGCAGCUUCAGUAAUGAGCCUUGGAACAGCGGCAACGGAAGAAGACGGAGCACUUGUUGCUAAGUUGUUUGGCUCUGUGGGGAAGAUGUUUAAAGCUGAUGAGAAAAUGUUUGAUGCUGUCACUGGUCUCAGUGGAAGUGGACCAGCGUACAUAUUCUUAGCCAUUGAAGCUUUAGCUGAUGGAGGAGUAGCUGCUGGUUUACCCCGAAAACUCGCACUCGGUUUAGCUUCACAGACGGUUCUUGGAGGUGCAACAAUGGUGAGCAAAACGGGGAAGCAUCCGGGUGUGUUGAAAGAUGAUGUUACUUCACCAGGCGGGACUACAAUAGCCGGAGUUCAUGAACUGGAGAAAGGUUCUUGGAGCUGCAACAAUGGGGCUUUUGACGUGUGCUUAGAUGAGACUCGGUUAUUCUCCUUUUCUGAACUAUCACGACAACAACAAACAAACAUCGUUCUAUGGUUGACUCAUUGCUGUUUCGAAGGCUUCCAUGGUCGUCGUCGAGGACCAUCCGAUCUGUGUCAGGGACGCAAACCCGGGAAAGAGUCGUUGCCGAUUUUUGAUUUGAAAAAUUAUUAAAACUGAUAAUAAACCAGGUGGUUAAGAGCAUUGGUUUAGGUGAAAACCGUGAGUGGUCGGACCAAAAGGAAAAAAAACGAGAUAGUUGAGUUUCUACCUGAGGAAAAAUGCCUGAGAAAAAACUAGGACAAUGUCGAUCUUCAAGUUUACUUAGACUGUAUCUUUUAUAUUUAUAUAUUAAAGAAGAAGCAUUGGCUUUAAUUCAUUCA
Brassica napus (rape) is the source of this 1172-nucleotide messenger RNA. Its product is annotated as pyrroline-5-carboxylate reductase-like. Gene Ontology annotation, biological process: L-proline biosynthetic process. The record is from RefSeq and is a predicted model, not a curated record. The transcript is spliced from 7 exons. Lineage: Eukaryota; Viridiplantae; Streptophyta; Magnoliopsida; Brassicales; Brassicaceae. Gene Ontology annotation, molecular function: pyrroline-5-carboxylate reductase activity. Bases 358 to 963 code for a protein of 201 amino acids.